UCACUACUCGGACCCUCCCCGAAACGGUCGCCCACCAAUUUUGACCCAACACGACGACGACGAAGCGAACCGUUUCCCAUCCCGAACGGCUAUUUCUCUCUCGCCGUCUCCGUUCUUCUUCACUGUCUCUUUCACUGCCAGUCCACCAUGCGGAAGCCUUGCUUCGUCGUCUCCGGCGCUCCGGCUCUCCUCCCCUUGCUGGUGCUGCUGUCGGAGAUGGCCGGCGGGACGAGGGGCGACGACCAGAGCUACGACGUCGAGCUGUGGUGCGUGGCGAAGAACAACGCCCCCGACUCGGCCCUCCAGACGGCGCUCGACUGGGCCUGCGGCCACGGCGGCACGGACUGCUCGCCCAUCCAGUCGGGCGGACCGUGCUACGACCCCUCCGACAUCCAGGCCCUCGCCUCCUUCGCCUUCAACGAUUACUUCCUCAAGAACGGCCUCUCCCAGCAGAGCUGCGACUUCUCCGGCACCGCCGCCCUCACCUCCCUCAACCCCAGUUUCGGAAACUGCUUUUUCCCAUCGAGUUUUUCAGUAAAGAAUGGGACCUCGGGAGGGAGGAGUACUGAAGGAGGAGGUGUCCCUCCUGGUUUCUACAUAAAUGAGUGGGGAGGUGCAGCGGGAGAAAGAAGGGCAUCUGCAUUAUCUGCGUCUGCAUCUGCUGCGGCCACUAUGGUGGUGCUCAUCCUCACUCUUUAUCCUUCAUGAUCAUCUCUUCUUCUUCUCACUUCUCACAUCUUCACUGAGUGUAUAGUCGGAUGCAACAAAAUUACUUCUCAUCUUCUGUCCUUUUCUCUUCUUCAUCAUCAUCUUCUUCGUCUUUUCCCAGAGCCCACAGCUCAUUUACUGCGUUCACGGGCCAACGAAUUGUUAUAUAAUAUUCACUUGGUACCUUUUUUUGGAAGGGCUGUACUGUAGUAGUUUGUCGGUCACGACCUAGUGAAAGGUUGCGUGUUAAAUUAUGAAGUCUUCUUGGAUGCCA
Messenger RNA from Nymphaea colorata (pocket water lily), 982 nucleotides. RefSeq names its product PLASMODESMATA CALLOSE-BINDING PROTEIN 5-like. The record is from RefSeq and is a predicted model, not a curated record. The coding region runs from base 148 to 708 and encodes 186 amino acids. The transcript has 3 exons. Lineage: Eukaryota; Viridiplantae; Streptophyta; Magnoliopsida; Nymphaeales; Nymphaeaceae.